AUGGAUAAGGAGAACAAUAAUUUGUAUUGGCAAUCUCAUCAAUAUAAUCAAUAUAACCUGCAGCUCCCUAAUUUUGAAAGCAUUCCCCAAGGGUGUGUCUGGGUGCCUUGCAUUCCUGACUUUAGCACUAACACUUAUAUCCCAAUAUACAAUCUCAAUCAAACAUUGAGCUUUAUGCCAAACAUGAAUUCACAGGUAGCUAAUAACAAUAAACCAAAGAUUAGCAGAGGAGGCAUACGAACUGUAUCAUGAAAAGAAAACGAAGAAAAGCUCCUUGGAGAACUUGUCAACUUACAUGGCUUGAAGAAAUGAGCUUUAGUUGCACAAGAGAUCAAUAAGGAGUUUCAUGAAGGGAAUGAGGUCAGAAAAGGUAAACACUGCCGAGAAAGGUGGCACAACCAUUUAAAUCCAGAACUCAACAGUAAGAUUUAUAUUAGAAGGAGAAUGGACUUAUGAAGAAGAUAUAUACUUGCUCCAAUUAAAGGAGCAAUUUGGAAAUAAAUGGAGUAUAAUUGCAAAAGAACUCCCUGGACGAAACGAAAAUAACGUUAAAAAUCGAUGGAAUUGUCUUAUCAAGAAAGCGAAGCAGAAUCCUGAAAUGCAAUAUUGCUCUCCUAACACCAUUGCGGCUGUUCUAAUAAAAGAAUUAUGUGAGGAAAUGAGUCAUAGAAAUGGCUAA
This is a messenger RNA of Blepharisma stoltei, 679 nucleotides long. Lineage: Eukaryota; Ciliophora; Heterotrichea; Heterotrichida; Blepharismidae. The record is from the annotation of a GenBank genome assembly.